GUGUUAUCGGCGCUCGCUAGCUCUCCUUUGCUGGCGAUGAAUGGCCGCUGUUGCUCCCGGAGCCGCUGAGACCCGAGCACCGGAAGCGGGAACCGGGGGGAGCGGACCGCGGUGAGAGCAGGAGGACCGACCAGCCGGCCUCUAUAUCCCCCGUCACUUUCCCCCCUUGAUUUGUCAUCAUGUCUCAGACUCUACAAAUGGAGAUCCCCAACUUUGGGAACAGUAUCCUGGAGUGUCUGAACGAGCAGCGCCUCCAGGGCCUGUACUGUGAUGUCUCUGUGGUGGUCCGCGGACACCAGUUCAAAGCCCACCGGGCCGUCUUGGCUGCGAGCAGCUCUUACUUCAGAGACCUCUUCCACAGCAGCAAGAACCCAGUGGUGGAGCUGCCCGGAUCGGUCCAACCUCAGUCCUUCCAGCAGAUCCUCAGCUUCUGUUAUACCGGGCGGCUCAGCAUGAACGUAGGAGAUCAGUUCCUUCUCAUGUACACGGCCGGCUUCCUGCAGAUCCAGGAAAUCAUGGAGAAGGGGACGGAGUUCUUCUUAAAGGUUAGCUCGCCCAGCUGUGACUCCCAAGGUCUACACCCUGAAGAAACUCCGAGCUCUGAACCUCCCAGCCCGGCGGCAGCAGUAGCGGCAGCGGCCACAGCGGUGGCUUCACUGUCAUCAUCGUCAUCAUAUUCUACAUCUCGGCCAACCCGGGUGAAAACAGAGACCCAAGAGUCCGACUCGGUGCAGUGCACUCCAGUGGCCAAGAGACUCUGGGAUGGGGGGCAGAAAGAGGCCGGAGGGGCCAAUAGGAAGGUGCCACGCUUUUCUCAAGGGGCAGCAGGAGGAGCAACAGGGGCAGUGGCCCCACAAGGGUCAGAGAGGACGAGCCCAGGAACAUCCAGCGCGUACACAAGUGACAGCCCCGGGUCUUAUCACGAGGAGGACGAAGAGGAGGAGGUCGGGGAGGACGGCACAGAGGAGCAAUACAGGCAGAUCUGCAAUAUGUAUACAAUGUACAGCAUGAUGAACGUCAACCAAACCGACUAUUCUUUGACUUCUUCAGCUGAGAAGGUGGAGGCUCUGCCGGACCCCGUCUUUUCAGACUCCAGGAAUCGUGUUCGUGUUAAGCAGGACCUGGCCACCCUCCCAGCGGAGCUCAUCAGUCAGAUUGGGAACCGCUGUCACCCAAAACUGUAUGAAGAAGGAGACCCGGCUGAAAAGAUAGAGCUGGUGACAGGAACCAAUGUAUUUAUCACCCGCGCUCAGCUGAUGAACUGUCAUAUCAGUGCUGGCACCCGCCACAAGGUUCUGCUGCGCAGAUUGCUGGCAUCAUUUUUUGACAGGAACACUCUGGCGAAUAGCUGUGGUACCGGAAUUCGCUCGUCUACCAAUGACCCCAGCAGGAAGCCUCUGGACAGCCGGGUCCUGCACGCCGUGAAGUUCUACUGUCAGAAUUUCGCCCCAAACUUCAAGGAGAGUGAGAUGAACGCCAUUGCUGCAGACAUGUGUACGAACGCCCGGCGCGUGGUGCGCAAAAGCUGGAUCCCAAAGCUAAAGCUUCUGAUGGCCGAAGGAGACACCUACACGUCCUUUAUCAACGACACCGGCAAAAUGGAGCCCGAUUUGAUGGGCGGAGGCACUCCCGGAGAUCACAGCGCAGUCUUCGAUGGCGAGCCAGGAGAGGGAAUGCCCUGAUCGGUCUUGCACGACUCCUGACCCCCCCCAUAACCCCUCAAAAAAAUAUAUAUGGAGAAAAAAAAAAAUGUAAAUACCCCUCCCCCUUCCUCUGUGCGUAGUGAAGAGGGGAGGGCGGACGGACAUUAUGGCACUCAGGAGAUGGGCUAUCGUCUGUAUGCCGUAGUAGGUGGUGCUAAGUAUGACUGGACGCUGCUGCACGACCUCGGGACUGGUGCGGAAGAACUCGGUAUCACUAUACACUGCUGCAUGAGAUACUCGGUGUCAUUUAUACAGCACCACGUCUUCAUUAUCAGUAUGCAGUUAUGCUACGCCGUGUCAUUAUAUAGCGCCUCCAUUAUCAGUAUAUAGACAUACUCGCCAUUGCCGCCAUCCAAACGGAACGGACGUUCCAGUCGCUGGGAGUGGGGGGGGUUGACUUGUAAAUACUCUGCAUUCUUUUUAUGGUGCAGCCGGGGUAGAAGAAGCUCCAUAAUCUCACUGGCCCUCUGGUAUCCCAGCUCCUGCGUCCUGGGAGAAAGAGAGACACUUUUUUUUUUUUUUUUUUUUUUGUUUUUUUUACUUUUUUUUUUUUGUUUUUAGUAAUUUUGCUACAUUUUAGAAGACUCCCCCUUCCCCUUUCCCUCGCGUGCGCACUCGCAUCAGCUGCUGAUAAAAAAGGAGAGUGCUGCCGUAAUGAAUUAUAAUUCUCUAGAUCAGCGAUCUCCUCCAGCCGGUGGUGCCACUACAACUCCCAGCAUGUUGAGAGUUGUCGGAGGACGGGAUAUCGGAGAGCGAUGCAUUAGAUUACUUGUGUCCGUAGCGUCCAAUCAGAUUUUUUUUGUUAUUCUUUCUAGAAAAAGAAAAAAAAAUAAUCUGAUUGGCGGCCGCGGACAACUUUAUUUGCACAGCUACUAAUUGCACAUUUUUUAUUUUUGAUGUUUCCCCAUUUUCUGUUUUGUCGUGUGUAGGGAAUUCAAAUUUUUUGGGGAAUUGGUUUUAUUUUAUUUUUUUUUAUAAAUUUUGCAUGGUAUGCAGAUUACGGAGGGCGGCUAUUUUGUGGAUUGGAUAAUGAGUAGAGAUGAGCGAACUUACAGUAAAUUCGAUUCGUCACGAACUUCUCGGCUCGGCAGUUGAU
This is a messenger RNA of Hyla sarda, 2799 nucleotides long. It is a transcript of the gene NACC1, whose product is annotated as nucleus accumbens associated 1. The transcript has 6 exons. Gene Ontology annotation, molecular function: DNA-binding transcription factor activity, RNA polymerase II-specific; protein binding; RNA polymerase II cis-regulatory region sequence-specific DNA binding. The coding region runs from base 180 to 1682 and encodes 500 amino acids. Lineage: Eukaryota; Metazoa; Chordata; Amphibia; Anura; Hylidae. The record is from RefSeq and is a predicted model, not a curated record. Gene Ontology annotation, biological process: regulation of transcription by RNA polymerase II.